UCCAAUAUCUGGCUGACUGCUCUCCUCCAUUCUUUAUCCCAGUCAUUUUAUUGAUAGACAAUUAUUGGAUGUGUUUGUUUGCUGUAAAUUGUCAGUGUUGGAAAUCAAGUGGUUUGUGCAUUCUACUCUUGUUUGAACCUUGAACAAAUAAAUGUUAUAAAUAGUAAGAAACUUCUGAACGUUGUCAUUUAAGUGCUUGUGUGAUAAAUACUGACUGUAAAUGUUUAGCUUAAAAAGAGUUCCUCAGAAAUUUCUUAUGGUUAAUGUUUACACUGAUGAUAUUUUCUCAGACAGUUAAAGUCCGAACAGGAAGGAAGGAGUAAUGGUUUUGAAGUAAACUGUUUAACACAUAUGGAGUAAAUAGAAUAUAUACUUUCAGCUGGAAUUAUUUGUGUUAAAACAUUGGAUAUACAAAUUGAACAGCUUGUCAAGAAUUUCAAUGAUCACUCUGAGGGCAUAAUGCCGGAAAGCCCUGAGACCAAGGGACAUCACCAGACGCCAGUAACCUCCCCUGUCCCAAUGACGGGUGGGGUUGCAGCCCCUGCCCACAGAGAUCCAGCCAGGCCCCUCUCUAAUAACAACUCUGGUGAAUUGUCUCCGGUGACGCCAGGCAUGAUGAACGGCCAGGUGCCGUCGCCGACGUCAACACCGACAUCUUCCUCCCAGCAACUACCGCCAGCGUGUGGCGCCCGACAGCUCUCCAAGCUUAAGAGGUUCCUGACGACGCUACAGCAGUUUGGUUCUGAUAUAUCGCCCGAGAUCGGGGAGCGGGUACGAGCACUAGUCCUUGGACUGGUUAAUUCCCAUUUAUCAAUAGAAGAAUUCCAUUCAAAACUGCAGGAGGCGACUAACUUUCCACUACGGCCUUUUGUUAUUCCAUUCUUAAAGGCCAAUUUGCCGCUCCUGCAGCGAGAAUUGAUGCACCUGGCACGCAUGGCGAAGCAGACACCUCAGCUGUACCUAUCUCAGAAUGAGCACAUUCUCCUGAACGCUGCACAAUCCCCUCUUGACCCUCAGGAAAAUUCCUCUGCUCCCCCACAGAUCAAUGAGAAUGGAAAAAGGCUCUCACCAAAUAGUCACCAUGAGAACGGUCUGGAGCCUCAACCGGCGAAGCGUCACCAGUCCCACAGUCCUCACAGCAACAGUCGUAUCAGCCCAAAUGGCAUUCUCAACCUUUCUAACGGACCAAUCAGACUCGAGGAACUCAGUCUGUCACGAGAACUCAGGGAACGGGAAAAACUGGAAAGGGAACGGGAAAAAGACCGCCAAGAACAUCGGGAACGCGAUUACGAGGGCAGAGACAGACAAUUUCAGGCAUUUAACUUUGGCCGCUCUGAGUCGGCCUUUGACCCUCUGGAACGAUAUGAUGAUGACUGGAGACACGUAGAAACAAUGUUGUCGUGUAUAAUUGGAAUGGUGGACAAAACGAGAAGGGCACUCUCCGUUCUCCAAGACCGAAGUUUGCGGGAUCGUGAGGAGUUGUCCAUGUGGACUCGUCGAGGGGCUGGCGAGGAGAUUGACCUUAAAAAACGGUCAAAUUCUGACUGGUCAGGCAUGAGAAAUGUGGAUGAUAGAAUUGCAGAUGUUCGCAGAAGAGCAGAAGAAGCCGUACAGGAAGUGAAGCGACAGGCCAUGUUGGAACUUCACAAGGCCGUAACAGCAGCGGAGUCCAAGGCCACCACAAUGGUAUCCCAGGAGCGAGCUAAAAUGGAGCGCUCGAUACAAGACAUCCGCAAACAGACGCGAGAAGAAGUGAUCACCUCCAUUAACCACCAGGAAGAGAGUAGCGAGAGUUGUUGGAACUGCGGACGUAAGGCAAGUGAGACUUGUAGUGGUUGUAACACGGCGCGCUACUGCGGGAGCUUCUGUCAACACAAGGACUGGGAAAACCACCACCACGUGUGUGGCAAGGCGUCGUUGUCAGCAGUGCCCACCCAGCGUGGAUCACCUCCACACACAGUCGCAAUGUCCCCAAGACCCUCUCACAGCCCCCGACGCUCCCCAAGCCCCGUAAACUCCACAUCUUCAGUAAAAUCUGCCUCACGAUCAAGUACCCCCAAAGCAGAUACAUGUACGAAACAAACUGAGCCAGUCAUAACUGAUGUCAGUCGUUGAGUGUGACGCUAAAUUUCUUAUCAUAGUGCAUUGUUGUUUUUAUUUUUAUUUUCUUUACAUUUCUUUUUUGUUGUUAAAGAUUAUAUAUAUAUAUAUAUUUGGUGUUAUAAAUUGAUUUACUUGGAGAUAUUGUUAUUAUAAAGCUAGUGAUUUUGUGCACAUGUAUUUGAAAGGAGAAAGAUUUCAUGUACAUUUGAGAUUUUAUGAAGCAUCUGAGUGUGAUGGUGGUAUGGUAUGUUUUCCUGGGGCCGUAAUCAUAAAGCUUCUUAGUGAACAUUUCAGCUUAGUGAAAACAAAUAAUUUAAAUACCUUCCAUUUUUCAUCAAUUUUAUUCAAAUUUGUUUUUUAUUAUUUGGACAUUUUUCUUGCUUAUUUUCAUAUUUUUGUUUGAAAAAUUUUGUUUGAAAAAAACAUUGUUGCAUUUCUUUAAAUUCAACCGUGUUUAACAAUGUUUAACUACUUUGAAAACAUUCGCAAAGAUGCUUUAUGGAUAUGACCACUAGUCUGUUUUGUUAUUGUAAGGAUAUAGUAAAACAGGCAUUGUGUUUUUCCACAGUUCCUUUUCAUUACAGUGUACUGUUUUCCCAGGAUAAUUUUGUGUUAACAAAUAAUAAUCAGGCAAGUGUAAACCAGCAAAUUAGGGGACUCUAAAAAUGGCAAAGUAAGAAAUAUAUUCAUUGUUUGUCACUCUCUUAUUAAGCACACACUUCUGCAUUGCAUGUUAUAUUGGGUGGAAUGUUAUGAAAUAAUGAAUCCAUUAUAUUGCGGCCACGCUUUAUAGGACGGACAUCAAAAAACAAUCUUGAGGAAUGCAAGGAAAAUGCUUGUAGCAAUGUUAUACAUCACCAAAAUAUUAAAUAACAGCUCUUUUUUGACAUUUAUUUACAAAUAUGACAAACAAUACAGAAAGGUAUUCGAAAAACUCUAAUGAAAAUAUCAUAACUUCAGGCUUGGUUUUCCAAAUUCUGUAUAAAUGAGUAGCUGUUGUUGUUGUUGAUGUUUGGUGUGAGGUCGUAAAAAAGACUUAAGAUAAUUUCCUUGUAACAGAGUUAGAAAAGUAAUUGUUACUGACUUAAAAUCUAAUGAGUCCCUUAAAAGAGCGUGGAUUUUUAAAUUAUGCAACAGAUUAUGUUCAACAAACUUGUUCAAACUACUUGAUAUUGUUCCAGCAUGCAGCAGGGCCUGCACCAGUGAUCAAUGCUCAUUUCAGAUGCUGAAUAUUUAAAAUCCAUGUCAAGUAAAUCUCUAUGUUUCUUUACUACAUUUUUCCAACUUACAUUGGAGCUGUAGUUUUUUGUUGCUAAUUGGACAUAUUGAACAGUUCUACCAGUUUUCCAAUAUGAUAUUAACAUGUUAAUAGGCCAUUCGUCUGCCAUAAACACAGACUGAGCUAUUAACUGGAGGUAAGGAGUCGUAUCAACACAAAUAUGUACCACUUCAAAGUCAACAUAGACUUGAAAAAGUUGUCCCUGGAAUAUACUAUUGUUUUGAUGGUAGUAAUAAAUCGUGCUACUAUGUUGAGAACUGGCAAUAUGUUUUAGUGUACUUAGUGAACUUUAUUGUACUUCAUGUUCUAAGCAUUUCUGGUCCAAAUAGUUUAUCCUUAAUCCUGGCUUCUCCAAACACUUGGACUGGUAGGACAUUGUGGUGCAACAUCUUUGGAACUGAGAAAUAUUCAGUCACCAAUGAAUUAUAUAACUGAAUACUUUUUUGAGUGGAUGGCAUUUUUGAUAUACAUCAAUAACUAUUUUCAAUCUGUUCAUUUUGUUCAGAAUAUACUGGUCAAAUGGCAUUGAACAUUGUACAUGAAGCUGACUUCACUAAACUCUGUGAUGAUGGUAAAGAGUUGAUAGGAACAGGAAAAGGCAAUAAGCUUGACAUUCUCAAAUUUCCUUGCAUGAAUGCAAGUUUGAUUUGAACAUGGUCAUAUUCACUAUUAUAUACAAUAGUGAUAUUAAUAAAGACUCGCUCGGGAGAGUACCAGUACGAUUAACAUGUUGUUGAUAAGUUUUCUCAAAUUCUGAAAACCAUGCCAUUGUCUUGUAUUAUAAUUAUAUGUAUUUUAUUCAUGCUACAUUGAUGGAAAUUAGGGUAAAUUUACCUAGAUGUUAUUUCUUUUCAAUCUCUGGUCCUGUUGUCAAAUUAUGUGUUAUGUGGUAAUCACUAAAACAAUAAAAUACUCAUGAAGUUA
Molecule: messenger RNA, 4306 nt
Organism: Mya arenaria
Lineage: Eukaryota; Metazoa; Mollusca; Bivalvia; Myida; Myidae
Product: protein CBFA2T1-like
Exons: 10
Coding region: 460-2115 (551 amino acids)
Biological process (GO): DNA-templated transcription; negative regulation of DNA-templated transcription
Cellular component (GO): nucleus
Molecular function (GO): transcription corepressor activity
Source: RefSeq, a predicted model, not a curated record